AUGCAACUUCAAACAGAACUAAUUGAGAAGGUUAAAAAUUUUGUUAGCAAGAGAAUUCAUAAACAUCUUAAUAGAUUUAUUGAAGAAAUAUAUUUGGAUAAAGAAUUCAUAAUCGCAGAUUUCAUACAAUAUAAACUAAAUAAGUAUUGGUUGCUUCUUGAUGAAUCAAUUACAGUUGCUGCAAUCUUUGAUCCUUCUUCAAAAUUUACAACAUUUCUAUCUAUAAAAAAAAGAGAUACAGCUAUUAAACAUCUACAUCACUUAAUAGUUCAAUAUAUGUCACAAAAAUUAGUUACAAAUACUAGUAUAUUCAUCUUUAAAAAUAAAAAAAGAGAAUUUUUUGUAUUCUUGUUAAAACAACAGCAAAUAAAUGAACUACCACUAGAAGAAAUAGAUUUAUACUUAUCUUCGUCUUCAACUUUUAAAACUGAUUCUCUCACUUGUGUUCUCUAUAAAGAAGCCUUUUCUGUAGUAUUAGAAAUACUUACAAAGGUUUGUAAUCAUCUUUAUCCUGAAACUACUUGUGCUUUACUUUGCAAAGAUUAUACAAAUGUUCAACUUUCUUAUAAAAAAAAUAACUUGCAUAGUUACAAGGGAAAAAGACAACUAAAUGAAGCUGAAACAG
Messenger RNA from Dentiscutata heterogama, 625 nucleotides. The record is from the annotation of a GenBank genome assembly. NCBI's taxonomy places the organism in Eukaryota, Fungi, Glomeromycota, Glomeromycetes, Diversisporales, Gigasporaceae.